UCAGGCCAAUCAGCAGGAAGUGAAGAGGUUUCAAAGAUGCGUCGUCAGCAGACCAGAUAUCGUAGCGAUUCCAUCGCCAGUCCGUUGGGUAAUCGCAAGCCCUCCAUUUCGGUGGCCAGUCCAUCGCCAUUGGCCAGUGGCUCGCCCACUCGUCGCGAGUCCUUGGUGAAGCCCACCUGGCAGCACAUUACACCGGGCCAAUUGCCGCCCAAGACGCUGGACAAGAUCAACGGCAUUGCCUCGGACGAUUCCGACGACGAUGGCUAUCCGAAGCGGCGACCCAGUGUGAUUGUCCACCAGCGCCAGCAGUCCAUCUCCCAGCAGCCCCUGCUGCCGGAAUACAUGACCUCGGCAUCCAUAUUCCGGGAUCAGCCACCACAGACAUCGCAUCAUCUGCCAUCUGGCAAUGGUUUCAUGGCCCGUUUAAAUAGCGUGCGAUUGGCCGCUGGAGCGGAGCAACAGCCACUCCUGGAUUCCGGAGGAGGAGGAGGAGGCGCAGGAUCUGGUGGUGGUGAAACCACAGUGGCCAGGCCAUCUGUUGCGCCUGCUCCACCUGCUCCGGGGCCGGGAAACGAGGGAGCCAGCGCCACGCUCUGCAAGAACGCCGGACGAGCACUCAUCCGCAUGAUUUCAUCAUCCAACAAUGCGCCGGAGGAGGAGGACGACUUCGACAUCAUGGGCAAGGUCAUAAUGCUGGGCGAUUCGGGAGUGGGCAAGACCUCACUUUUGAUCCGUUUCCGCGAUGGUCGCUAUGUGCCGAGCUAUUUCCUCAGCACGGUCGGCAUUGAUUUUAGGAACAAAGUGGUCGUCGUCGAUGGCACCCGCGUCAAGUUGCAAAUAUGGGACACAGCCGGACAGGAGCGAUUCCGUAGCGUAACCCACGCUUACUACCGCGACGCCCACGCUCUGCUGCUGCUGUACGACGUGACCAACAAGACCACCUACGACAACAUACGCGCCUGGCUGGGCGAGAUCCGGGAAUACGCGCAGGAGGACGUGGUCAUCGUUUUAAUAGGAAACAAGGCUGACUGCAGCGGCAGUGAGCGGCAAGUGAAGCGGGAGGAUGGGGAACGCCUGGGGCGGGAGCACAACGUCCCCUUCAUGGAGACCUCGGCCAAAACGGGACUCAAUGUAGAACUGUCCUUCACAGCGGUGGCCAGGCAACUGAAGAGUCGCGGUUACGAGCACGGCGAUGAUGGAAAGUUCAAUGUGCAUGAUUUUGUGCGUGAUAAUACAAAGGCGCGCUCGGUUUGCGGUGCCCAAUGCAGGAACAUGUAAUUGGCCAGCUCGCGAACAAUAAAAGCCAUAUCCUCCCGAUCCCGCGCACAAAGACAACAAUAAACCGGCAGUCAGAUCAAAGGGAAGUGGGGCACUCAGAAGGAUACAGAAUACGGAUGGGAAAUGUAUGAUGGAGCACGUAAGGCAGAGUCGAACUUCUGCAUUUAAUGAGACACACUCGAAAAACAAAUUCACACAAAGACAUAAGAUGGCACCAAUUUUGUAAGACCCUAGCGAGGAGGUAGAGUAUUCGGUAUGUUUUGUAUGUAAAUGGGAAUUUCGGGGCGGAACGGGACGCGAUAAGCAUAAUUUUUUUAGGGCAGGCCACUGGCAUUGAGGCGUAAAUAGGCCAAAUGCAUAAAUAUUGAACAAUAUAUAUAUAUAUACAAAUAUCCAUAUACAACUGCAUAAAUUACUUUAUCGGGAGAAAGCAGAAGAAACGCAGCAAAAUCAUGCAACAUUGAGAUUUAUCCAGCACGCCGUUGGACUUCGCGGAGGAUCGAGAAAAUUCAUAUAUACCUACCGAAACCCAGAGGAAAUCUCGAGAAGUACCAAAUCCAAUUAAUGAGAAACAAUCACUCAAUUUACCUACUAUUACUUUUAUUGUUUUACUCCUAAUUGUUAAGUGUUAUGGCCUAUCGUUAAGUUUUAGGCCCACUUGAGGCCCCUGGAAAUUAUUUACAAGCCCCACUAAUGAAUAUCCUACGCAACUAAGUUAAUUAAUACACCUACGUUUAAUCUAUGUAAGCCCAAACCAACCCAUUCGAACAUAUUUUGAAAAGAGCGCCAAGGCGAAGGUUGCGAAUAAUCAAAGGCAGUUGAACCUAUUACUAUACUGAGCUACUACAGCAAAAGAAUCCGACGCAUGCAUAUAUCACGGCAUGGAUGUAAACUAGCUACUAAACAGCGUUAUAUUCAAGCAGACGUCAAGUCUAUACCAUAAACAGCAAAUACAUAUUUACAUUGAAUGUGGUUUAAAAAAAGAAAAACAA
Messenger RNA from Drosophila rhopaloa, 2270 nucleotides. It is a transcript of the gene Rab26, whose product is annotated as ras-related protein Rab-26. NCBI's taxonomy places the organism in Eukaryota, Metazoa, Arthropoda, Insecta, Diptera, Drosophilidae. Gene Ontology annotation, cellular component: endosome; Golgi apparatus. The transcript has 6 exons. The record is from RefSeq and is a predicted model, not a curated record. The coding region runs from base 37 to 1278 and encodes 413 amino acids. Gene Ontology annotation, molecular function: GTP binding; GTPase activity.